GUCCUAUGCCAGCUCCAUGUAUAGGCAGCUGUAAUUUUGAGUCUCUCAGAUUCGACCGACAAAAUGGAAUAUAAAUACCCAGAGACUGUAGAGAGACUACACGGAAUGUUUUUCAAAAUAUCCCGAAUUGCCCAUCACAAUUACAUACAAUUUUGCAAUUUGGGUGCAGAGGCAAAGCAUUUGAUAUUAGUAAGUUAUGGCUACUUCAGUUUAUCCUUCUUCCCGUCGGCUAAACAAAGAGGAUCACUACAGCUCCAAGGCGAUCAAAGUUUUCAAUAAUAAACUGUUUGUAACCUCUGUAUUUAUCGUCACUGUGAUUAUCUUCAUGGCUGCUGUCACAACUUUUGUACUCUGCUUCAAACGACGCUGCACUCGUCGACUGCCAUUGGAAAGCGAAGAUAACUCCCUCGCCCUUCCGCCUCUUCCCCAGAAAAAACCAGUCGCACAAAGUUUUCCUGUGUUUGUGUAUGAGCGUAAGAAUUAUAAUGAGCAGGGGCUGGAAUGCCCGAUUUGUUUGAGUGAGUUUGAAGAGAAAGAGAAGGGAAGAAUUCUGCCUGCGUGUAAUCAUAGCUUCCAUGUCGACUGCAUCGACAGGUGGUUUGAAUCGCAGUCGACAUGCCCGAUUUGUCGAGCCAAUGCCCAAGUCGAGACACCAACGGCCGUCGUUGUCAUGGUCGACACGUAAAGGAAAAGUUUCAGAAAGCGCGUUUGAGUAGGAAAUAUAAGCAAAUUUGUGUACGUCAAAGAGCCACAAUAGAAGCCGCGUGUGAGGAUAAUACAAUAGUGGAACUAAAUCUUUCUCAAGUAUAAAUAUCUUAGAUUUAUUAAAUCU
This is a messenger RNA of Cryptomeria japonica (Japanese cedar), 832 nucleotides long. RefSeq names its product RING-H2 finger protein ATL64. The coding region runs from base 197 to 685 and encodes 162 amino acids. The transcript has a single exon. NCBI's taxonomy places the organism in Eukaryota, Viridiplantae, Streptophyta, Pinopsida, Cupressales, Cupressaceae. The record is from RefSeq and is a predicted model, not a curated record.